This is a messenger RNA of Prorocentrum cordatum, 513 nucleotides long. The record is from the annotation of a GenBank genome assembly. NCBI's taxonomy places the organism in Eukaryota, Dinophyceae, Prorocentrales, Prorocentraceae.
AUGGAUGAGACACUGACCGUGCGCGUGGCCAACCUCGAGGCGAGCAACGCCGCCUUGAUGUUAGAUAACAACAGGCUCCAGGUCUUACUUCUCAAGUCGAAGUACCAGACGGUGAGGUUCAGGCAGAUGGCAGUCAAGAGCAACAAGGCGGCGAAACUCGGGCGCCGCAACAUCAUGAAGGUGAAGAAGUACAUCACCAAACUGCUGGAGUGCACGCACUUCACCCUUCCCGAAGUCAUGAAGAAGCUGCCCGCAGUGCCGAACACCGACAAGAAGAGCAAGGGCAAGGGCGGCAAGGUCAAGGGCAAGGGCAAAGGCACGUUCGACAACAACUCGGACUCGGGGGGGGCUGCGCCUUCAGGUCAGUCAGGUCACGACCACGGUGACAAGAAGGUGGUGGGGAUGAAGGAUGGCCCGAACGACGGCGACGGCGGCGACGCCGAGGAGCCCGACGAGGAGUCCUCGGACUGCAUGGGCACCGGCGGCACGUCCGACGACGACAGUGAUCAGUGA